CGGUGGUCACAUUGCGAGGAGCGGCCGCGACCUUGGAAUUGAGUUGCGUGCCGUUCGUUCACAGACAGCGGAAUCUGAAAAUCAGAAUCACUUUCGUUGUGUCUAGUGGUGGUGUUCAGGUGCAUAGGUUGACGCACGCGAAUUAUUCAUAGCAAUCCGAACAAGCUCGAAGAGUAAGGUGAGCGGAAUCGCAUCUCUCGCCUGCCUUGAACGAUUUCACCGUCUUUCGGUGAAUGAAUGGGACAAAAGGUGUAUCUCCAGAAGUGUGAAAAAAAAAAAAAAUUGCCACAACGUCGACGCCUCGCGAGUGAAAGUUGUUACAAAGUGUGAGUUUGCGACAUGAAUGUGUCUUUUGCGGGUUGCGGUUUCUUGGGAAUCUACCACGUUGGAGUUGCCAGUGCUCUUCGUGAAUAUGCGUCGCAAGUCUGCGUUGGAAAGAUCGCCGGUGCUUCGGCUGGUUCGUUGGCAGCUGCUGCCCUCAUCUGUGACGUACCUUGCGGAGAGAGCACAACGUACGUACUACACAUAGCUGUAAAGGCCCGCCAGCGAGCUCUGGGACCUUUCCACCCGGGCUUCGACGUCGACAGCAUCAUCCACGAGGGGCUUUCAAAUCUGUUGCCAGACAACGCCCACAAGCUGUGCAGUGGUCGGCUAUACGUUUCUCUUACCAGAAUCUCAGACGGCAAAAAUGUCCUCAUCUCUCAGUUUGACACCAAAGAAGAGCUCAUACAGGUCUUGAAAUGCAGCUGCUUCAUCCCAUUUUACUCGGGCCUUUUUCCACCCAAGAUCAAUGGCGUGGCGUACGUGGAUGGAGGUUUUAGCGACAACCUUCCAAAUUUGGACGAGAACACGAUCACGGUUUCCCCAUUUGCCGGUGAGAGCGAUAUCUGCCCCAUUGAUGACAACUUCAAUCUGCUCCAGAUCAACCUUUGUAAUACCAGUAUCACCCUAUCACCUGGCAACCUCUACCGUUUCACGAGAAUCCUGUUCCCGCCGAAUCCGGAGAUUUUGAGUCGAAUGUGCAAACAGGGCUUUGACGAUGCCGUGAGGUUUCUUCAGAAGCAAAACAUGAUCUCGUGCACACGUUGCUUGGCAGUCCAGUCAAGCUUGGUCAUGGCAGACUCCAACACAGAAUCCGAAUCGGAUUCUCACCCGUUUGACGACUGCAACGAAUGUAAAGAGAGACAGCAGUUGGCGCUGACUGAAAGUUUACCGGAUGCAAUCGUUAAAGCACUUCAACAUGCGUCGGACCAGCUCGACAAAGGUGUUAUCAACUGGCUCUUUCGGCAUCGCCCUAUGAAAUUUAUUUCCUUCCUGACAAUCCCAUAUGUCUUGCCAAUCGACAUUACUAUCGUUGUGUGCUGCAAGUUGUGGCAGUUGUUGCCAAAGCUGCAGAAGGAGAUGCAAACCAGUUUGUACCAGUUGCUCAACGCUGCCAAGAACAUCGUCACCAAAUUCCAGGACACCAAGGGCCUGCACAAUGCUAAGUUUUCGUGUCAGUUAGCCCUCACGGAAUUCAACUACAGCCCCAACGAGCCAGUAGCUCCGAGGUCUCGACAACACACUCCUGCACGCAGCAUGCAGCCAAGUACGGUAGCUGCACCCAAAAAACUCUCGGAAGGUACGAAGCUCCUUGAACAGCGGAGCCGAAGCCUCGAAAACAUAGCUGCGGCUGUACCGGACGCGACACCGCCUUGUCCGCCUCAGGCACAGAGGAAAUCCUACGCCGGAUUGUCCUUCCAGCGAGCGCAGAAGGAUACGGAACGUGUGAUCGGCACUAUGAACUUCGGCUUUACGAUGAGCCUCUCUCAGCUACCACGGCAAGUUAAAGGCAGAAGUGACAGCCGCACGAGUGUCAUCGAAUCUCUACGAAAGCUCGAGGAUCCCACCGAAAACCUAGACGCAAUAAAACUGACAAACCAGGCCCUCGACUGGGAACGAGAGUGCCUCGAACAGGCAGAGCCACAUAACGUGGACGAGUUCGACGAAAUACUGAGGGUGACUCAGGACAAUGAGGCACUGAUGGCCUACUAUUAUACGGACGAUGAAGAUGGACAUGAACGAGUCAGGGUGACCGAGAUCUUCAGCGUUAAUUCUAGGGAGGGCUCCGUUGAAGACAGUACCUCGUGGGAUCUCGGAAACGUCUCUCGGCCAUCUGCGUCAGCGUUGUCCUCGUCGGAGAGCAAGGUGCUUUCCCGGAAAGUUCCUCGUAGAAAGAUGUCAUUCGUGCCCACGUCCAGGCCAACGAUUUGAGCGUCCCAACUUCUGUCGGUUUUCAAGGUGCUUCGCAAGUUGUACAGUGUGAAACAAAGACUGCUUACUGAGUUAACUGAACCACGUAAACAUCAGUGGCUUUUGAAAGCUGUGGUUUGUGCAUCUUUAUGGUGGACAAGAACUGUGUACCCAUGUCCGAUACCUUCAAAGACUUUUCGUAUUUAUAGCAUCCUAACUUAUUUAUGCAGGGCAGUUACCUGUUGAUGUGACGAAAUCAAAAGCAUUCAGUAAUUAAUAAAGCUUGAAACAUUCCAUAA
This is a messenger RNA of Ornithodoros turicata, 2531 nucleotides long. Its product is annotated as 1-acylglycerol-3-phosphate O-acyltransferase Pnpla3-like. The coding region runs from base 340 to 2253 and encodes 637 amino acids. NCBI's taxonomy places the organism in Eukaryota, Metazoa, Arthropoda, Arachnida, Ixodida, Argasidae. The transcript has 9 exons. Gene Ontology annotation, molecular function: triacylglycerol lipase activity. Gene Ontology annotation, cellular component: cytoplasm; membrane; lipid droplet. The record is from RefSeq and is a predicted model, not a curated record. Gene Ontology annotation, biological process: lipid homeostasis; triglyceride catabolic process.